Messenger RNA from Chelonia mydas (Green sea turtle), 3009 nucleotides. It is a transcript of the gene GRIPAP1, whose product is annotated as GRIP1 associated protein 1. Gene Ontology annotation, cellular component: glutamatergic synapse; extrinsic component of postsynaptic early endosome membrane; postsynaptic recycling endosome. Gene Ontology annotation, biological process: regulation of recycling endosome localization within postsynapse; neurotransmitter receptor transport, endosome to postsynaptic membrane; regulation of modification of synaptic structure. NCBI's taxonomy places the organism in Eukaryota, Metazoa, Chordata, Testudines, Cheloniidae. The record is from RefSeq and is a predicted model, not a curated record.
AUGCCCCAGAGGAUGCACCCCCUUGCCGUGGCGUUUGACCUGGUCUCUCUCCCCACAGAGCUCACCGGGCUCCGGCAGCGUGUCACCUUUCUGGAUAAGGAGCUCGCCAAGGCUCAGAAGGCUCUGGGGAAAGCAAGAAGGCUCAGGAGGUGGAGGCCCCUGCUGAGCGAGAACGAGAUGCUCCAGAGCAAACUGCACAGCCAGGAGGAGGAUUUCCGGCUGCAGAACAGCGCGCUGGUCCGGGAGCUGUCCAAGCUGUGCUCCCAGAUCGAACAGCUGGAGACCGACAAUAAAAGGAUGCAGGGAGGAGGCCCAGUGCCGGACGAGCCUCCGCCCCCUGGGCCCCCGCCCGGCGAGUUCGCGCUCCAGGCCGAGAACAAGGCGCUGCAAAAGAAUGUGGCAGCCCUGCAGGAGCGCUUCGAGAAGGAGGUGGCCCAGCAGGCCGAGGGGCAGGGGGACGCCCCCCAAGCUCAGGGCCCCGCCGGAGAGGCCAUGGCCGGGCCCACGCCGGGCGCCAGCCCCUGCCCCCCCCUGCCCUCGGAGCUGGCGCUGAAGUGGGAGACGGCGCGGGAGGAGACGAGGCUGCUGCGGGAGCAGCUGCAGAGCCUGGAGGUGGCCAAGCAGGUGGAGAUCUCCCGGCUUCAGGACGAGCUGAAUAAGCUCGCUGAGAAACUGAAGAAAAAGCAAGAGAGUUUCCGGCGGCUGCAGGCGGAGAAGGAAGCCCUCUACAACGACAGCAGGACCAAGCUGGCGGAGGUCCAGCAGAGGAGAGACGAGGAGCUGAAAUCGCUGCAGCUUCGCAACCAGAAACUGCACCAGGAGCUGCAGGCAGCCGCGCAGGUGGCCUGCCAGAGCGCAGAGAGCCAGGAGCAAGUAGAGACGAUUCUCUCUGAGAACGAUGCCCUGAGAACCAAUCUAGCCGCACUAGAGCAGAUCCAGACGUCGAAGACCCAGGAGCUGAAUCUGCUGCGGGAGCAGAGCGCGGCGCUCGGCCUGGAGCUGCAGGAGAGGGAGAGAGAGAAGGAGGCGCUGGCUGGGCAGCGGGACGACCUAAACACCCAGCUACAGGAAUCCGUCAGAGCCAACAGCCGCCUCCUAGAGCAGCUGCAGGAGCUGGGCCAGGAGAAGGAGAAGCUGCUGCUGGAACUAGAAGAGGCCAGGAAGAGCGCAGACAAGCGGAAGUCCAUGUUGGACGCGAUGGCGGUGGAGACGCAGCAGGAGAAGGGGCGGCACCAGGAGGCGCUGGGGGCGCUGCGGGUGCAGCAGGAGAAGGAGGUGCUGGGCGUCCGGGCGCGCUACGAGCGGGAGCUGCGCGAGCUGCACGAGGAGAAGAAACGCCACGAGGAGGAGCUGCGGGGGCAGCUCAAGGAGGAGAAGGCCCGGAGCCGGGAGCUGGAGAGCUCGCGGCAGACGGUGGAGGAGCUGCGCCUGCAAAUCCAGUCCAUGGACGGGGCCAAAGGCUGGUUCGAGCGGCGGCUCAAGGAAGCGGAGGAGCUGAUCGAAAAGCACCAGCGGGACCACGAAGAGGCGCUUCGAGUGUGCAAGGAGCAGCACGGGGCCGAGUUGAAGCUGAAGGCCCAAGAGGUGGAAGCUGCCAGGGAGCAGCUGCGGGUGGCCGAGAGCUCCCUUGACGAGCACGUGGCCACGAUCAGCCGGCUCAGACAGGAGGUGAAGGACACGGUGGACGGACAGCGCAUCCUGGAGAAGAAAGGCAGCGCCACUCUCAAAGACUUGAAGCGGCAGCUGCAGCUGGAGAGGAAGCGGGCGGAUAAGCUGCAGGAGCGGCUGCAGGAGAUCCUGACCAACAGCAAGACGCGGACGGGGAUCGAGGAGCUGGUUCUGGCCGAGAUGAGCUCCCCCAGCCGGGUGCAGACGGGCGACAGCAGCAGCAUCUCGUCCUUCAGCUACCGGGAGAUCAUGAAGGAGGGGUCGGGGCCCGGCAGCACCAAGUCCAACACGGGGAGCCCCCAGUCCCAGCGCCCCGCGGACCUGUCGGACGAGGAGAUCUCGGAGCUCUUCCAGCGCCUGGCGGAGAUGCAGCAGGAGAAGUGGAUGCUGGAGGAAAAGGUGAAGCACCUGGAGGUGAGCAGCGCCUCGAUGGCGGAGGAUCUGUGCCGGAAGAGCGCCAUUAUUGAGACCUACGUCAUGGACAGUCGCAUCGACGUGUCGGCGGCCCACGGGCCCCUGGACCGCAGCACCCUGGGCAGCGUCCUGCGGGACCUGGUGAAGCCGGGCGACGAGAACCUGCGGGAGAUGAACAAGAAGCUGCAGAACCUGCUGGAGGAGCAGCUCACCAAGAACAUGCACCUGCAGAAGCACCUGGAGGUCCUGUCCCAGGAGAUCGUGCGGCUCAGCAAGGAGUGCGUCCCCCUCCGCCCGCCCGCCCCCAACGGUGCUGACCCCGGCGGGGCCUGCUGACCCCCCACUGCACCAGGGGGUGGGGCCAGGGGCAGGACCUGCCUGUUCCCAGGGCACCCCCUGCCCUUGCUUCCAGCGCUGCCCCCCACCUGGCCAGCAGCUUCCUGCCCCCCUCCCCCCCGUACAUUGUGUGGGGGCAGGACCUUUAACCCUUCGCCUCCUUCCUCGCCCUCCCAACUCCAUUGAUGGUUCAUUGUCCCCCGCCCCACAGCUCUGCCCCAUCUGUCUCUAGCCCCUCCCAGCCGGCGGGGGGCCCUGCCCCCACCUGAGCUUCCCCCCCCCCCCCCCCACUGCCCAUCUUCCCCUCCCCUCCAUCCUCUGGGUACCGGAACCCCUUCUCCCCCAGCCCAGAUCCUGCCCCUUUCGAGCUGCAUGCCACCCCCCCGCUGCCACCCCCAGACUUUAUCCCUGGAUCGGGGGCCUUGGGGGGCAGGUCACCAGCCCUCUAAGAAGCAGGGGAAAGAGGCGAGGUUUCGUGGUGCGACCUCCGCUGGCAGGAGGGGGAACCGCGGCCUCGUUCCCCCGGGGCCCCAGCAGGGGAAAGCGGGGGGCGCUGGGAGGUGGGGCUGAGCUAGCAGGGGCUGGGGGUCG